Ilex paraguariensis (yerba mate) is the source of this 891-nucleotide messenger RNA. The record is from the annotation of a GenBank genome assembly. NCBI's taxonomy places the organism in Eukaryota, Viridiplantae, Streptophyta, Magnoliopsida, Aquifoliales, Aquifoliaceae.
AUGCUUUCACUCCCUCAAGGAAUUAUAUGGAUACUUCGUGUACACUUCCUCAAUUGGGCAAAUAUACAGGAGCUUGGCACAGACAUGAAUCUUUAUGCAUUGGUCUUCGGGGAAUCUGUUCUGAAUGAUGCAAUGGCAAUUUCCUUGUACAGGACAAUGUCUUUGGUAAGGAGCCAUGUGUCAUCUGGUCAGAAUUUUGUCAUGGUCAUUGUCAGAUUCCUCGAGACCUUUGUUGGCUCAAUGUCUGCAGGUGUUGGAAACCUUUUUAAGUAUGCAGGUUUGGAUAUUGACAAUCUUCAGAAUUUGGAGUGCUGUCUUUUUGUUCUUUUCCCGUAUUUCUCUUACAUGCUAGCAGAAGGACUUGGCCUUUCUGGUAUUGUUUCAAUUCUGUUCACUGGAAUUGUUAUGAAGCAUUAUACGUUCUCAAAUUUGUCUGAAAAUUCUCAGCGAUUUGUAUCUGCAUUUUUCCAUCUAAUAUCAUCAUUGGCCGAGACAUUUGUAUUUAUAUACAUGGGUUUUGAUAUUGCCAUGGAGCAGCAUAGCUGGUCCCACGUUGGGUUCAUUUUUUUCUCAAUUGUAUCCUUAAGUCAUUUGUCUGGUCUACUACCGUUAUUUAUUGGAGUUGCAAGGGCGGCAAAUGUUUUCUCUUGCGCAUAUUUGGUGAAUUUGGCCCGACCUGUGCAUCGACAAAUACCUUUAAAAUAUCAGAAAGCUCUUUGGUACAGUGGACUUCGAGGGGCUAUGGCUUUUGCUCUUGCUCUGCAAUCAGUUCAUGAUCUUCCAGAAGGGCAUGGUCAGACAAUAUUCACCGCUACCACUGCAAUAGUUGUUCUCACGGUAGGCAGCCUGGCUUUCUUCUUGUAUUGUGUUUCGUUUAUGAGAUACUUGUAG